Messenger RNA from Cucurbitaria berberidis CBS 394.84, 1778 nucleotides. RefSeq lists its product as uncharacterized. The record is from RefSeq and is a predicted model, not a curated record. The coding region runs from base 1 to 1752 and encodes 583 amino acids. The transcript has 4 exons. Gene Ontology annotation, biological process: regulation of DNA-templated transcription. Gene Ontology annotation, molecular function: DNA-binding transcription factor activity, RNA polymerase II-specific; zinc ion binding. NCBI's taxonomy places the organism in Eukaryota, Fungi, Ascomycota, Dothideomycetes, Pleosporales, Cucurbitariaceae.
AUGAUGUGCAGCACAUCCACUCCCGAGUUGCACCGCCUAAAGGCGACACGUAAAUACAGUACCAAAGUGAAAACUGGGUGUCGGACAUGCAAAAUCCGGCGCAUCAAGUGCGAUGAAAGGAAGCCAACAUGUGCAAGAUGUACAAGUACGGGUCGCAAGUGUGACGGCUACACUCAAGAUGAAAGCUCUAACCCCCAAUCGCUCGUCUCCGGUCAAUCGUCUAGCUCCCUUAGCACGGUUACCAUAUUUUCCGGUCUUGGUGACAGUGCUCUCUACCUAGAGUUCUACUAUCACUGUGCCCGCCCCACACUUGCUAGCAACUUCGACCGCGAUUUUUGGUCUCACACGGUCCUCCAGAUGGCCCAAUCCGAGUCUUCAAUCCGACAUGCUGUUAUUGCAUUGAGCUAUCUUGUCAAGACUGAGCCGGGCAACUUGAAGCAAGCUCGCGCUGCCUCUUUGACUGAUAGUCGUAGGCCCCUCCUCCUUCAUUACAACAAAGCGGUCCGAUGCCUUGUCGAUCGGAUAGCUCAGUCCUCACACUCUGUAGAGGUUGGGCUCGUCGCUUGUUUACUCUUCACAUGCAUCGAGUUCCUGAGAGGUGAAUACCAUGUCGCGUUCACACACCUUUACAAUGGACUCAAGAUCAUUGCCGAAUGGAGACAACGACCCCUGUUCACUUUGAAAGAAGUUUCAUCAUCUCCGUCAUCUUCUGUUGCAAUUGCAGAAAAAGUGGAUGGGAGAAGAAGAAUUGGAGGUAACCUUGUCCCCAUGUUCAUCCGAGUUAUGGCGACUGGGUUAUUAUUUGGCGCCCCGUUUGAGCCACUCCUCGAUAAUCUUUGCCCACGCGCGCAGAACCUCAAAGGGUGUGCUUUCACGAGUGUUAUGGAUGCCCAACUCGCAAUCUAUGACCUUCGAAAUACGACUGUGGUUUUAGUCGGGGUGAUUACACAGAAGCUCUAUGCUGGCAUCUCACCAACAACCGAAGACUUACAAUACCACGCACAUCUUCUUACCUGCCACGAAUCCUGGUUUCAGGCCCUAACUAGCUUAGAAUGUGGAGGAGGGUUGUCGGCCGGAGACAGGAUUGUAGCAAGCUCACUCAAGAUAUCACACUACGCUACUUACAUCGCCUUGGCAGGGGCCCUGGAUGUCCACCAGAUCUCCUUCGAUGCGCACAUCGCUAGCUUCAAAGCAUUGAACCAGCAUGCGAAGAUCGUGCUCGACUCGAUGGACCUACCAACCUCUUCUUUGUCAGCGUCCGCUGCUACCCCCUCCAACUCGCCAUCUUCAUUCAGCGACAGCAAAACAUCGACACCCUCUUUACACGGAUCCAAGGCACCAGCCGCGCACUUUACAUUCGAGAUCUCAUUGAUCUUUCCACUUUACUUCGCCGUAAUGCGCUGCCGCUGCCCUACCACGCGCCGUGAAUCUGUCUCUUUCCUUGAAAGAAACCCCCCACGUGAAGCCCUCUGGGACGCCGAGCAGCAUGCUCUAGUAGCGAGGCGUGUCAUUGCCAUCGAAGAAAGUGAGAUGGAUGGCGAAACAGGCAGGCCGGUGCCAGCAACUCGGCUUGCGAACGCAGUUAUCCAUGGAGACAUGGACAAAAACGGCGGUUUCUGGGUUAGUUUCACGACGGCCUCGUGGAUCGUCGGGGGUCGCGUUCCACAAGAUCCUAGCCGCCACCGGGGUGAAAGCGAUCCACUGAGGGAAGAUUCAGAAUGGGAUGAGUGGUUUGUCAUGCCAACAAAAUAGAUAGUGUUCUAAUAAGGAUAAUACUG